UGUUGGAGUGUGUUUUAUUGCAUAUGAUAUAAUACAGCAUAAAAAUGCAGUCCCAUUACCAAAUGCAUUUAAACACAAUGAAUGACUUAUGAUGAAUGACUGAUCUUAAACAUAUACAUGCGCGGGUGUGUGUGUGUGUUGGGGGGGGGUAUUAAUUUGUAAAUCAUAAAUUACUAUUAUAAUAAAACAGAGCUGUAAAGGAACACGUCCGGAUUAAUUAAAUACAGAUAACACUGGUUAAGUUGAAUUAACAAAAAUGCUGUAUCAAGACAUUUUCAUUUAAAACCGUUGCCUAUAUGUUGUAUCACAUAUACAAUCAAAGCAAAGUAGACCAAGAUUGCAUUGAGUUGCCAGUUUAAUAAGAAGCUACAGUCAUUGGGUGGACAAAAUGACUGAAAUACAUCUCAGUAUAAGGCAAUACAGUUCACCAGCAACACAAAAGACAGCCUCCAAAAAGAUAACGCUGAAUCAACACCUCUCUAAAACGGUUUUAAGAAAACUGAAUAUAACAACCUUUAUGAAGGUUGGAUUUAUUAUGGGGCUGUUGUAUUAAACAGAUUUAGUUUUAGCUAGGUGUAGAGAAUAAACUAGCAACUGUGUGUACACUAUAUUAUUAUCAUUCUGUGCCAACGUUUGAGGAACUAUUUUAUUCAGCAGUUCCAGGAAAGAUGAAUGACUGCAGAUGGCAGCAGUAGAUUUGUAGGAAGUCUAAUACAGAUGAUUGAUGUCUGCUGUUUUCUGUUACAAAUAGAGAUGUGUGUCACUGUAAAAAUGUCUCCUGCACCUUCUUCUGAUAACUAUCUACCACGCACCGACGUGUGUCAGUUUUUUCUGUCACUACCUACAGUAUGUUAAGUAUUAAUAUAGUCAAAAUAAUUCUGAUUAUUUUAAAGCGUUAGAGAGAAACAGUUGUGUAUAUUUAUAUUAGUGUUUUAAAGUUUCAAAUGUAGUAAACACACCCUACACUAAUUAUAUACAUUGUUAAAGUUAGCUAUAAAUUGUACGUGAAGGCAUAAAGGUAUCUAACUUUAACUUCUGUCAUCGUUAAUGUAAAGCAACAGUGUCGAGUCAUACAAAUACCAUGACACCGGGCUAUUAGUGGUGAAAUCCUGCAGACGACAUAUUGUGUAAUAUGUCAUGCUUUACAGGAUCAACUGUCUGAAGCCACAGGCACAGGAUGUCACACAUGAUCUAAUUUAACAAUCAAAUUCACAAACUGAACUGAAGAGAGAGUCCACUGGAUGAGCACCCUAUACACAGUAUAUUCACAUACGAUGGAACAGUGAAUUAUACUUUCUGAAAAAUAAUAAUAAUAAAUUCACCUUGUUCACCUAUUCCAUGUCGAAUUUUGUGCGUUAAAAAUAAAAUUCCCAGUUAGACCUUCUUGCUGACCCAAUUUCAGCUCUCUUAGCAAAAGCCCAACAGGUACAUUUAAAUGCGGAAAUUAUUGUCCAAAGCCUACAUACGUAUACAGUCCUGACAGGAAGUCUCAGAAACAUAAGAAAUGAUGAGCAAGCAUGUACAGGUUAUCUCCUCAAUUCCUCCUGAAACAGGAGAGCGCUCCAUUUCUACUUACUCCUCUUGUUGCUCUUGGUUUCCUUUUCACAACUUCACAUCCCAUGAUGCCUGGAGCUGCCAGUGCAGCGACAGAGCAGUGACAGGUGAGCCAAGAACUGGAAGAAGUAUUUUGAUUUACUGGUAUUGAUGGCGCUGCUAGUUUCAGAAUGUAAAGACGUCUCUUCUGACUGCAUUUGAAUGUCAAGCUGUGCGAUGCUACUGUACAGGGUACUCGCUUUCUCACUGGCUUCCCCUGGUCACCCACUACAUACGCACACACACACACACACACACACACACACACACACACAGAUGUAAGUUUCAGGUUGGAGACCCCCUGUGUGACUAAGAUAGGGAAGCCCAUGCAGGUGUGUUUGUGAGUGACUCAACUCUGAAACAGAGGUAUGGAAAGGUGAAGUGGGCUAACUGAGAGCGUUUUGACUGGGUCUCCCCUCUAACACAAAGCAUCAACAGAAUCCCCUGCUUACUGAAAACCUGAACCUGGUUUCCAUCUUGGUUUCAUUUGAAAGAAAUGUCGUAAGUAAUUUAUGAAAAACAAAAAACAAAAUUUAGUUAAUAAUACAUAUCUGUAUUUUGAGGAAAUAAUGUGACAGGGUACGGAAAAUACUCUACAGCACAGCUAAAUAAGACACACUAUCGUAUUUAAUUCUCCCUCUCUGUUUCUCUGUGUGUCUCUCCUCCCACCCAUGGAACAGAUAAAUCACCCACAAAAGAGCAAAAUGUCAGCAAUGUUGCCCAUUACUAAAUCGGUGCAUUUACUUUCCAUCAGUGAACAGGAAACAGGACGGGCUCUGGGUUGCGCCAUAGCUGCUGAAGCUCUCUCAGUUGAUCUGAAGGAAGUUUCAUUUCCCCACAACUGUUAGACAAGCUUUCACAUAAAGUGACAAGUGGCAUGAUGCUUAAUUGUUGCUAGGGUUGAAGCUAUGUCCUUUGUUGUUGUAACUUUGUUGUUAAUGGAAAAUGCUGUUUUACAACCUGGGUCUUUUUCAUUUUUGGUCAUCGUCCCUAUUGCUUGUGCUAACAUUUUACUUAGCAGUUCAAUACAGCUUUACAUGGGCCACAAGCCGUCAGACAGGUUUAAAACAUGUCCAGUUAUCUGAACCUAGUUAUGUAAUCCGUUCAUUUGGAAGUAAAAACAACCAAGUAGUAGCUCUCCAAGAUCUUAAAGGGAUAUUCCAGCAAUUUAGUAUUCCACUUCAGUCAAUUUUGGGGACUUACAAAAGACAGAUUUUCAAAAUUGAAGCAGCCGAGCCCAAGCUGGUGACAUCAUCAGGGUUAUUUGAAAUGAAAUCUAUUUGAGGGUCAUUUUACACAGUAAAUAACAAAUCACUGAAAACAUUUGAGACGUAAAACUGCUGCUGCUCUGCUCUCUGUGGGCUCAAACAUCCAAGCACUUCCAGCCACACCCCGUCCACUUUUGUCACAGCAGGUGUUUGCCACUGACAGCUUUUUGCAGCUGUCAAAGUAAAACACCUGCUGUGACAACACUGAUGGGGGCGUGGCCAGUAAUGCAACAUACUUUCAAGUUUCAGCCCUUGCAGAGCAGAACAGCAGCAGUAAGUUCAGUGAUUUGCUGUUUAAAUCCUGCUUAUGCUGCCAUCUAGCGGUUCAAAUUUUCAUUUGGUAAUUUAGCAUGCCAUUUCAGGUGAUGCUACAAUUUGAUAGGUUCUUAAUUAUUCACUGCUUAACACACUCUUAAAUUGCAGUCUGUAAGCCAGUCACAAACUGGCCCAGGGUAAGUGACAGAAAGUCAGACAUGAAUAAAGGUUCAAAAUGAAAAGUAUUAUCAAUUUGUGCUAAAAUAGAAUAAUAUAUGAAUAAGGAUCAGCUCGGCAGAGGCCUGGACAGAAGAGAAGAGAGUGAGGUUAGAAACCACUUAAAGCUACUCAGGUGUAGACCAUUUCCUGAUGUCCUAGCCCACUCUGCCUUUUGUCCUCUGAACCAGGAAACCAAACCCCACACUCCACGCAGGCAGCGAGGGAGGAACGUCACAGCAAAUAUAAUGUCUUUCUGCAGACAGAAUAUGAGAUCAGUGCACAUUGUUUAGGACAUAUUGCAAUGUUCUUCUACUUUUGUGUAAUAUUGCUUACAUGUCUUUCUUUUUUUUUUAAGAUUAUUUUGGGGCAUUUUGCCCAUGUUUCUGAACAAAGGUCCCUGGUCAGAUUGAAAUGAAUUUAAAUGGUAUCUGGAGUCUUAUUUGACGCUCCCAUGCUCGUCUUUUAACUCUGUCCAGGUCCAUUCAGUUUGAAGCCACAAGAAGUAAUUUCACCAGGAAGAUGAACAAAAAGUCAUUUUCUGGAAUUCCAAAGGAUACUAUCAAUUAGUUCACAGCUCCCCUAGGUCACAUCACACCACACAGGGAGGAGAUAAAAGGUCAAAGUCAACUACAGAGCAGUGGCCCUGCAGCUGGCAGGGAUUCUUGCUCGAGGGCACUUCAGCAAGGCAGGGGUUGUUGUUGUUUUUUUUGUUGUUGUUGCCUACAUUGGGAAUAAAUAUAAUAUGACGAUCCUCUUGAAACUCGUACUUCUUGAAAUUCACCGUUUGAUUUGUGCGUUUGCGGUGCUCAGCCUACAUACUGUGCACUGCUGCGUUUGUGUGUCAGCAGCUUGAGAAUGAAGUCGUGCUGUUCGAUGCAUCAAACAAGAGGCAGAGGUGUAAAGUGCAGAUCGGUGGGCUCAGCUUCAAACAUCUUGCAGACCACGACCGUGCUGCAGGAGGCUCCAACAAACACCACAAAGACGUGUUAAGCAGCUAUUGCCGCCUGCGAGAUUAAAAUGGACCAAAAGUGGAUUCUGGUGAUUCUGGUGUUUUAUCAAAAAAUGACUCCAGGAGCUGGUGUAAACGUAACGGCAAAGGAGGGGGCGCAGGUUGAAAUCAGCUGUCAACCCCGUGAGACGGGAUCCAUGGUCGUCUGGUUUCGAGUGCUGGACCAAUCUGGGAUGGAAUUCAUCGCCUCUUUCAGCAACAACGGCAUCAGAAAGUCUCCCACAACCUCCCUCUCUCUCAUCUUCAGUGAAGCAAAGAUCGGCCAACAUAUCCUCACACUGCAGUCCUUCGACAAAGCUCGUGACAGCGGCGUGUACGGCUGCGCAUCACUGUACAAGGGUAUCGAACUGAAAUUCGGCCAAGUAACCCGACUGGAUGGAGAAAAAGUCGCAACAGGAGCGCCGCUGCCCAUCACCACGCAAACUCCAUGCACAACUACCACACCAUGUGUUUGUAACAACAAUAACAAUAAAGGGGAAACCAGUUUUUCCAUGUUUUGUACUCCAAUCAUACUGGUCCCACUGGCCGGCGGCUGUGGCCUCCUUCUGCUACUCCUCAUCAUCACCUCCCUGUACUGCAAUCACAUAAGGACACGGCGAUGCCCCCACCAUUACAAAAGAAAACCGCGGACGACGGCUUCUGGAACACAAAUGAAGACCAACAGACACAUUUAAUCUAAAUGGUGCAAUUUCUUUAAACUGCAAUUAUUUUCCAGUGUUGUGUUCUUGUUGCAGAAAUUAUUUUUUUGGCUUAUUUACAGCAGUUUAAUGACAUUCAUAGUGAAUAUUUUGCUGCCAACUUAUAAAGUUCUCAUUGCUCGAUAGAACGUAUAAAGUGUUUAAAGUGGUUCAAGGGUUCAACGCAUCAAAUACUUUCAAAGCUCCUCAUUGUCAACAUCCAGUUUAACUGCACUGUGGUUUGCUGGCCGAUAAUGCUGCGCUUUAGAUUCAGAUUGAACGCUUUUAAUGAAAUAAUGUGAUAUAAAAUGUGUAUUUAUCCAAUCCCCAUGAAUGUUGAUAAUACUAGAAACCACUGAAGUCCUGAGAAUAUUAGAAUUCAGCACUCUGAUUCAUGUCCUAUUGAAAUGUUUGCAAACAUUGUAUUGAAUCCAUUUUGCUAUUGUAUGGAUUUCAUUUUCAUUCAGAAUCUGUACUUUUGACAGCCUGUUUACUUUAUGCAGCAUAUUUUUGACCUUAAUUACUGUACUGUCCUUUAGUUUUGUGAUUUAAACAAGAACUUAACUUGCCUUUAGCCCUUGAAAAAUUAAAUGACCACAGUUGAGAAAACGAUAAUAUAACUUCCAGCAGGAGGAUGAAAUGUUCAAAAAUUCUUUUUUUUUUAUUUCUCCAAAGAAUUUAUCGUAAUCAAACUUCAAAGUAAUGAGGAACAAAUUUGAAACAUUAGUUCUGUUUUGUUGUACAGUAUUUUAAGAAUCAUCCCACUCUCUGAAUCUUUGUAACUUGAAAUAUUGUAAACACAAAUAAAAUAUAUGAUACCACUCAGACAAGCCUUCUUUCUCGGCUGCAAUGAAUUGUAUUUGUCUUUAUUUAUGUUUCUUAUUUUAUAAUUUUUUUUCACACAUCAAACCCACUCAUUUGCAUCCCCAUCAGUCAUUCAGGGUCCUGUCACAGAAACAUAAAGUUAAACAUGUAGUUUGAGCGAAAGAAAUGUGAUUCGUUUUAAGCCCCCCCCCCCGAGUCAAAAGGAAGUGGGCUGCUACAACUGCAUGUAGAGUGAAAAACCACUAAGUCAGGAGGAGAGAAAAAUACUUUCAGAGGAGAUUCUGUUCCCGUUCAGUUUAACACACAUUUCCCUUGCACCUUUAAGAAAACAGUGUUUAUUGAUUUCCUGCAGGAUGUAGCCUUUUCUCCACAUAUCCAGGCAGUUCGUGUUAGUUUUUGCUUCUCAUUUUAGACACAAAUCGUAGACACCAGACUCUACAUACAGCGACUUCCCUGGUUUUAUUUAAUUAGUAUUCCCGCAUCUAAAAUACCACCAUAUAUUUUGACUCACACCCACACAAAAUCUUUGACAUGAAAAAAAAAAGCUAACUUGGGGAAAGUAUAUUGAUUUUUGACUUUUACAGUUGAAAGCCCUUUGUAAAUUAUACAGUGUUGUCUUAUAUAGAGAUGUCUUUUCUUUUUUCUUUUUUUACAGUAU
Molecule: messenger RNA, 6504 nt
Organism: Siniperca chuatsi (mandarin fish)
Lineage: Eukaryota; Metazoa; Chordata; Actinopteri; Centrarchiformes; Sinipercidae
Gene: cd8a
Product: CD8a molecule
Exons: 7
Coding region: 4353-5018 (221 amino acids)
Source: RefSeq, a predicted model, not a curated record